Molecule: messenger RNA, 1536 nt
Organism: Kluyveromyces lactis
Lineage: Eukaryota; Fungi; Ascomycota; Saccharomycetes; Saccharomycetales; Saccharomycetaceae
Product: cytochrome P450
Exons: 1
Coding region: 1-1536 (511 amino acids)
Molecular function (GO): heme binding; monooxygenase activity; iron ion binding
Source: RefSeq, a predicted model, not a curated record
AUGUUAGCUGAUAUAUUAAUCCCAUUAAUCAAGAAGAACUGGAUGGCUUUUGUAUAUUUUACGCCAGUUCUUUUCGUCGUUUUAUACCUGCUCAAAGAAUGGCGAGCUGCAUAUGGAUUUAAUAAUUUGGGACAGACCGUCGCCGCUCCUUUUGGGUAUGAGCGCAAGACGUUGCCUUACAACAAAGAAAACUGCGCAAGAACCAAAUUCUUGGACGGCAAAAGCUUGUCUAUCAAAAACAGAGACCAGUGUGGUGACCUGUAUUUGCAGAGAAGCGGCACCUAUAAGGAGAUUGUCUUAACAACUCCAAAGCAACUGAUGGAAUAUUAUAAAUCCAACAGUAAAAACCAUAGUAAGCUAGAUAGCUUUGGGGCUGGAGCGUUUCUAGUGGCUCUUCUUGGCGAAUGCCUAGGUUUCCAGAACGGUUCAGAGUGGUUAAGCAUGAGGAAAGUUUUUGAUUCCUUUUUCACACAUAAGGCAGCCGUCGAAAACUUCCCAGUAAUGAUCGAUUAUAUUUCUGAGUGGAUUAAAGACCUUGAUACUGAACAGAUUUCCGAUAUCGAUCCUCUACAAUUGGUCAGUGAUUUACCGUUUACCUGCAUUGCAAAGUAUUUAUACGGUAGUGAAUUGUGCUCCAAGCAGUUUCUUCAAGCUUUGAAAGAUCUAAUUCCUAUGCAUACGGAGCUAAUGCACUAUUCCUUUUUGACUGUCGCUGGCCGUUUUAAGAUUUUCCAAUACUUCCCUUCAAAAAAAAUGAAACAAGUGUCACAAUUUCAACGUCAGUUUAUUGACCUUUCAUUAAAGCAAGUCGAACUGAGCAGACAAUCGGGACAAGAAACAGUAGUUGAGAAGCUAUACAGACACGUCGAGAGUGGAAAAUUCACUUUCAAUAAUUGGAUCCAAACCAUUGAUGAGAUUUUGUUUGCCAAUAUCGAAGUUACCAGUACUGUAAUGGCUUGGGCGUUGGUUGAAAUGGGGUCAAACAUCGAAGAACAAAAUAGAUUAAGAUGUGAAAUUUUGAAGGUGAAGGAACAGUCAAGCAAAGAUGAUUUUAACAAGGAAACCGAUCCAAUGCAGAGGUAUAUGAAACUUACUGACACAUACUUGCAAUACUGUGUUUGGGAAACCCUGAGAAUGCACCCACUUCUAUGGUUCAGUUUCCCUGAAAUUUCUUCGGAAACCUUAUUUAUUGAUGGUAUUCGUAUUUCACCUAAUACGCCUAUCGUAGUCGAUCAAUAUCAGAUCAAUUACAAUUCUCCUAUCUGGAACCCAUCUGACAAGCCCAAAGACUUCGGAAAGAAGUUUGCGCCCUCCAGAUUCGAAAACAUUACUUUACGUGAUGCAUUGUACAGUCAAGUUACAUUUGGAGCUGGUUCACGUAAGUGUCUUGGAAGAAAUUUCGCAGAGCUCUUAAUCAAAUCGGAACUGGCGUAUAUUCUCUCAAAGUAUAAAGUGACUCUAACAGAAAAAGUUGAAUUCUCAAAGGACACAUUUGUGGUCCAGCCAAAGACUAAGAUUCAACUAACUGCAUUGUGA